AUAUGUAUAAGUAAUUCGAGUCUCGGAGUCUGGACGAAAACAAAAAAGUUGUAACAGCGGAGUCGGAUUUCUCAACAUGAUGAUAGUGAACAUCUUCGACAUGGAUUAAUCCUUGAAACACCAAUCAUACACUACAGGAUGUUCAGAAAAUAGCGACGUUUGGCUUUCUCAAAUCGGUGAACGUCCUUGAUAAUGAGAUGUCGAUUUUAUUUACGGAAUUCGCGAUGCAUACAGAAGGGUUAGCUAUUACCUAACAAUCGAGUUUAUUACCUAGAGUUGAUACUUCUCUUCGUCGAGGUUACAAGUUUACAACUACAUACAUAACACCUGCAGCUACGACUUACUUAUACGGGUAAAUUCGAAUCGUUGAAAUUGUCUAAUUUGAUUACGAUUAGUACCGAGAUCGAUGAGACGAGCUGUUUGAAGAUACCUAUCUACUCGUAUGCCCUACGUCUACCUGCAGCAUCAUAAGAUGGAAUUUUGCACCGCGUAUAAUCAAAGUGGAAGUACGCGAGUACGAUCCACUAGAUAAAGAUGAACAAACGGAAAAAUGGCGCCUAUCAAGAAGAUGUCUAUUCACAUGAACCCGAAACCGAUCGAUAUUAUAUUCGAUAAUCUCACCUAUACCGUUUCAUAUGGCAAAUUUAAUGCUGAAAGAAAAACAAUUCUGAAAGGCGUAUCCGGACAUUUCAGAUCCGGAGAACUGACAGCGAUUAUGGGGCCCUCCGGGGCUGGUAAAUCGAGCUUACUCAAUAUAUUGACUGGAUUUCACGAAUUCGGUGUAGGAGGCUGCAUCAAAACGACGAAUCAGGCAAACAAGAAAAAAGAAGGCCUAGAUUGCAAAGAUUCGUGUUACAUUUUGCAAGACGAUCAGCUAUGUCCUUUGUUUACAGUGCACGAGAUAAUGAGUAUAACGGCUGACUUGAAACUUGGCCCGUCUGUUUCGAAAGAAUCGAAAGAGUACUUGAUAGAAGGUAUCCUUACGACGAUCGGCCUAACCAGAACGAAAGAAACCAGAUGCGGCAGGUUAUCAGGCGGUCAGAAGAAGAGGCUUUCUAUAGCCCUCGAACUUAUCGAUAAUCCUCCGGUGAUGUUCCUCGAUGAACCGACUACAGGUUUAGACAGUAGCAGUUGUACUCAAACUGUGGCUACCCUAAGAAGAUUAGCCAAAGGUGGUCGUACCAUCGUAUGUACCAUCCACCAGCCGAGUGCUUCGGUGUUCGAGAUGUUCGAUCAUGUUUACGUGAUCGCCGAUGGUUUAUGCGUUUAUCAAGGUUCCUCGUUUAAUAUUAUACCGUAUCUGCAGACGAUAGGAUUGCAUUGCCCGCAAUAUCAUAAUCCGGCCGAUUUCGUUUUGGAAGUUGUUACUGGAGAAUAUGGUCAUUUUUCGUCGCAGCUGGUCGCCAGUGCUAAUAAUCCGUUGUGGCGAACGAAUACGCAAUGCACUAAAGCGAAUACUUUAGUUUUACCUGUCGAGGACUUCGAUGAGUAUAGUAUUAACAACGGUAUACAGAAAUUUAGCGAAUUAUACUCCGCACCUUCGGAAAUUUACAGAUUUUUCAUUUUAGCUAGAAGAUGCGCUGUGAAAUUGUACAGAGAUUGGACGGUGUCUCAUUUAAAAGUAGCCUUACAUUUUCUCGUAGGCAUUUUCAUCGGUGUAUUGUACUCGGAGUGCGGUGUAGAUGCGAGCAAAAGUAUAUAUAAUGUGGGAUUUCUCAUCGUAUCUUUAGUCUAUUUAAGCUAUACAUCUUUAAUGCCGGCCAUUUUAAAAUUUCCUACCGAGUUGAAUGUAAUUAAAAAAGAGCAGUUCAAUAAUUGGUAUAAAUUGAAGACGUAUUAUUUAGCCUUUUUAUUCGUGAAUAUUCCUAUGCAAAUGUUAUUCACCGUGGUGUACGCGAUAUUUGCAUAUUAUUUAUCAUCUCAAGUAUUAGUGUAUUGGCGAUUCCUCAAGUUUUUAUUGGUAUGCAUGUUGACGACGCUGAUAAACGAAGGUUUCGGUUUAUUUUUGGGAACCAGUCUUUCUCCAGUUAACGGAGUUUUCAUGGGAGCGGUGUUGAUCUGUUUCUUCAUCCUGUUCGCCGGAUACGUGGUACUUUUCGCCCAUAUGCCCAGAUUACUGUAUUACGUUUCGUAUUCGAGCUACUUCCGGUACGCUUUCGAAGCGUUGGUGCAGUCGGUCUACGGAAACAAUCGUGAAAUUCUGAAAUGCCCCAUAGAGGAAACCUAUUGCCAUUACAGAUACCCGCAGAAGAUAUUCGAAGAACUGGGCAUGGAUGAGACUCGUUACGUGAAGGAUGUACUUAUGUUAUUUUUCUUUUUAGUCUUGUUCUUCGUAAUGAGCUUCUUUAGUUUAAGGCAUAAUAUUAGAAAGGGUUGAAUUUCAUUAGUUUAGUGUCUGUACAUAUUAUAGAUACCUAUACAUUUUGACGUUUACCUGCUACGAUACUCAUUGAGCCGCGUGCGUCGAUGUAAGACUGACCUCUUCAUUUUACCCCCGUGCCUCCUACUCAUCUUUUUAUUAGGCCUAUAUUUCUGAUAUUGUCCGGCCGACGAGUUGUGCAUUGUGAAUCGUGUUUGGACUAUAAUACGUGGAAAUCUGAGUUUUUUCUUUUCCUCCUCCUCCGUGUGUCCCUUCCCAAGUGCUCGUUUAUAUUUAUACUUGAUUCGAAAUCGAAAACGAGCUUGUUUUUAUAUUAGAUGAAUGUAAUAUGCACGAUGUGUGGUAUGAUUUUGAGACGUAAUGUUUAUGAAUUAAAUUUUGUGAUAAUCUUAUUAUUUAUACGUACCUAUUUGUGUGUGUGUGUUUUUUUGUGUAAGUGUACUUCUGUACUAUACUUAUAUUAUAAGCAUGAUACGACUUAUGUAUUUUGUGCUCAUUACUUUUUUCGAAUCCGUUUAAGCAAUAAUUAUAGAUACCUAUUAGUUAUUGAGAAAUUUUAAAUUCAAAAAUGAACGUUGAUCGUAAGAACGUCGUGUUUUUACGGUUACCUACCUUUUCAUUGUUACCAAUUUAUUUGUACGUAUGAAAAAACGAUUUGUGUAUGAUUUUUUUUUUUUAUACUGCAAUAAAAGACAAGGUGUAA
Messenger RNA from Planococcus citri (citrus mealybug), 3083 nucleotides. Its product is annotated as ATP-binding cassette sub-family G member 1-like. Lineage: Eukaryota; Metazoa; Arthropoda; Insecta; Hemiptera; Pseudococcidae. The record is from RefSeq and is a predicted model, not a curated record. Gene Ontology annotation, cellular component: membrane. Gene Ontology annotation, biological process: transmembrane transport. The coding region runs from base 551 to 2377 and encodes 608 amino acids. Gene Ontology annotation, molecular function: ABC-type transporter activity; ATP binding; ATP hydrolysis activity. The transcript has 14 exons.